UCCGGCCUUAUUUUGAAGGGUUCAACGGACGUCUUCCUUUCUCAUGCUUGGAACUUGACACUGUUAAUGGAGCGCCUAGUGAGCAGAGUAGCUUCACCGAUGUAAACUCUGCUGCUGACCGAUGAUAGUGAACCUUCGGCCGUUUGAGCUACUACGUUUCUGAGUGGUCGUCAUGAGCAUGGCGGACCGGGAGGAGCGCCGCUUCGCCGAGGUUUCCCGGGAGUCUGUCAAACUCAUGGCCGAGAGUGCAGGCGUGGACCUCGGCGACGAUGUGGCCUCGCUACUGGCGGAGGACGUGUGUUACCGGCUCAGGGAGGCAACGCAGAGCAGCUCUCAGUUUAUGAGACACGCCAAGAGGAGGAAGCUGAUGGUGGAGGACUUCAACAGAGCUCUGCGCUGGAGCAACGUGGAGGCCAUCUGUGGCUAUGGGGCCCAGGAUGCGCUCCCUUUCCGUUCAGUGAAAGAAGGAGAGCUUUUCUUCGUCGAGGACCGGGACAUCAACCUGGUGGAGUUGGCUCUGGCCACCAACAUUCCCAAGGGCUGUGCUGAGACCAUGGUGCGAGUGAAUGUGUCGUACCUGGAUGGGAAAGGCAACCUGGAGCCUCAGGGGACAGUUCCCACAGCAGUGCAGUCUCUGUCAGACGACUUGUUGAAGUACUACCAGCAGAUCACACGGGCCAUCCUAGGAGAGGACCCCCACCUCAUGAAGGUGGCUCUGCUGGACCUGCAGUCCAACUCCAAGAUCGCCGCACUCCUGCCAUACUUUGUUUAUGUUAUCAGUGGGGUGAAGUCAGUGAGCCAUGAUCUGGAGCAACUCAACCGGCUUCUCCACAUGGUGAAGAGCCUGGUCCAGAACCCCUUCCUGUACCUGGGCUCAUAUGUGCGCAGCCUGGUAUCCAGCGUCAUGUACUGCAUCCUGGAGCCGCUGGCCGCCUCCAUCAACCCGCUCAAUGACCACUGGACCCUCAGGGACUACGCAGCACUGCUCCUCAGCCACAUCUUCUGGACUCAUGGUGAUCUGGUGAGUGGUCUCUACCAUCAGAUCCUGCUGUCGCUCCAGAAGGUUCUGUCUGACCCAGUGAGACCGCUCUGCUCCCAUUACGGAGCCGUGGUGGGGCUUCAUGCUCUGGGAUGGAAGGCUGUGGAGAGGGUGCUCUUUCCACACCUUCCUGCCUACUGGGCCAACCUCCAGGCUGUGUUGGAUGACUACUCUGUGUCCAAUGCCCAGGUCAAAGCAGAUGGACAUAAGGUGUAUGGAGCCAUCCUGGUGGCAGUGGAGCGCCUGCUGAAGAUGAAGGCUCUGUCUCUGUCUCAGCCGGCAGAGGGAGGCUCCAGUGGUCAGCUGGGCUCUGUGGCAGGCGCUAUGGGCUACAGGGUGAGCUCCCCCGGCCUGAGCCCCCCUCCAGAGCCCCUGUCAGAGGCUGCCCUGGGAAUCGCCAGCCACCUUCAGGCGGGCGGGGCUGGCUGUCCCUGGGAGGAGUGGACCCCAGUCCCUCUGCCCGCCAUGUACUGCGAGCUCUACUCCUUCUUCGGAGACAGCCUGGCCGUCAGGUUCAGUACAGGUCCCGGCUUCGGCAGCUACCCCCCCUGCACCCCGUCCCAGCUCGGGGACGCCAGGAAGGAACCCCCCGGCCUCGCCUCCAACCCUGAUACCACCCGAAAGAUGCCACAGCUGACUGCCAACCUCAACAUCAGCCCCAGGCAGGAUGGGAGUCCCCGCACUGAUCCGCCCCCACCCAGCCUGGCAGCUACCGGACCUGGAAGGUCCUUGGCUCGCUCCUCCUCCUCCUCUUCCUCCUCCUCUGUGCAGCGCUCCAGAUCUUCCUCAUCACGUUCAGGCCAGCGUUCGGCUGGUCUGUCUCGCGACGUUUUCCCCAAAGCCCGCUUCACCUCCCCUCAGACUGGAAUCCCGGUGUUCGCCUUCCUCAUCGGCGGGCGGCAGAUGGGUCGCCGAUGCCAAGGCCGCCGCCCCUUCCAGACCACCUUCGCCCCAACUCCACCUCUUCCUGCCAUCCCGCCACGUGCCUAUGCUCACAAACUGCCUGUCAUUGGCAGGGUGGGCAAACCUGUACACCGCUGGGCGUGUUCCCAUUACUCCCUACAUCUGCCGCUCUAGGGAGGAGCUUCAGACUGCAGAGCUACAGACUAACAGACCCUUGUUCACAUUCUCAGCUUUUAUGAUAUUUCAUAGUUCAAGUUGCAAGGAUUCAGAUUUCUUAUCAAGGUGGAGAACAAUAUUGGAUAUAAGUCUUUAUGGUCAAUUCCAACUGAUUUAAAGCUGCUAUAUGUAGUAUUUGAAAAUGUCUGACGUUGGCACCCCCUAGUGGUGGUAUCAAAGAAGACAGUGGUGGACAGCAAAGUCCAGCACUACUCCACCUACGUACACAACCCACUGAAACUGCACCAGCUUUCACUAGGAGGGAUUCAUUUUUCUACAAACAAACUUUUUAACUUCUAAGAAAGAUGCUACAACUACAUAAAAACUCAGCAUAUAUGAGCUUUAAUAUGAAGUGACGCCGGCAUGGACCACAACAAUGUAAUCAGGAUACAUGUUGUUUUUUUCAUAUUUUGGCUUUUGAGCCAGGAGGCAAGUCAAUCAAGAAACCAUUUCUCACUUUGACAUCAGAUAGGCAGCAUAAUAAAUAAAUAAAUAAAUAAAAUAAUGGCAGUUUCCUGUAUGUGUGCGGUGCUGUUGGUGUGCAGCUGGUAUACUAAUUUAUGCCCCAAGGACAAACACCCUGCAUUAUAAAUAGUAACACGUAGUACUACUCUUCCUUUAUUCCCUUCUCCAUCCACAGCUAUGAAUGAUGCACAUCAGAAGUGAUUUAGAAGUGGGUAUACCCAAUGCAGACAGACAAUACCCUGCACUACACCACUGCACACGUGUUGUCAAAUUGCUUGUUAAUGAGAAUUAUUAUAUUAUUAUUAACGUUAUGUGUUGAAGAUGUUUUCUUGAUUAGAUUUGCCAUUUAUUUGGCCACUGAAACGUUAAAGUUAUGAACACAACACUGACUUAUUGUCACCUUUUUAAGUUGAUACGGUGAAUCUGUUAGUAUCAUUUGGAGUCAUGUUCAUGUCCCGAUGAAUGUAAGUCCAAUAUUCACGCUGUUGUUGUUGUUUUAGUCUCCUCCAACUCUUUAUCUGCUGAAUGCUCCACUGUGGCCCCUUUUCCACCAAAUUAGUUCUGGUUCUUGACCCAGUUCUGUUUAAGAUUCUUAGAACCAUGCUGCCAUCUAGCAGCCAGUCCACAUUUCCACCAGUUUUGAGUGGAACCAUAGUAAUCAGAUGCAUUAUCAGCAGAGGGCUCUGUACAUUGCACAUGCAGAAUAUGACGUGCCAGCUUUGCUUUUGGUCGAAAUGCUCUGAACAGCUCAAAACUAGGUCCUUGAACCGGAAUGUGGUCGAUUCCCUGUUGGUGGAAAAAGGCCUGUGUUCAUCCGAGUGUCAGUAACAGGAUCCCACACACAGGAGAGACUAGAAACUAUGGAGUAUGGAGUGAUGGGUAGAAUGGUUAUUCCUCCCUGACUGAAUACCUGCUGAGGACAGUUUAUAGGACUGCUUGUCUGACAUCUUGAACAUCUGCUGUUUUCAUAGAAUAAAAAUAUCUGUUGUAGUUUUGAAA
Dicentrarchus labrax (European seabass) is the source of this 3622-nucleotide messenger RNA. RefSeq names its product TAF6-like RNA polymerase II, p300/CBP-associated factor (PCAF)-associated factor (gene taf6l). Gene Ontology annotation, biological process: transcription initiation at RNA polymerase II promoter; RNA polymerase II preinitiation complex assembly. Gene Ontology annotation, cellular component: SLIK (SAGA-like) complex; transcription factor TFIID complex; SAGA complex. The record is from RefSeq and is a predicted model, not a curated record. The transcript is spliced from 12 exons. NCBI's taxonomy places the organism in Eukaryota, Metazoa, Chordata, Actinopteri, Moronidae. The coding region runs from base 173 to 2116 and encodes 647 amino acids. Gene Ontology annotation, molecular function: RNA polymerase II general transcription initiation factor activity; protein heterodimerization activity; transcription coactivator activity.